Caenorhabditis auriculariae is the source of this 1521-nucleotide messenger RNA. The record is from the annotation of a GenBank genome assembly. Lineage: Eukaryota; Metazoa; Nematoda; Chromadorea; Rhabditida; Rhabditidae.
AUGACGAUUUCAAAAAAAUUUACGAUUUCCCAGUCACGGCACUUAGGGGUUCCCUCGGCCACGGCCGAAAAAAACGCAAACUUUUCAUUUAAUAUUUUUUUAUUGUGUUCAAAGUAACUUUACGAGAUUACAAUCAACUCUCAGAGAGAAAAAUAUACCUAAAUUUUUGGAAAGUCGCAGAUAAAUUUUUUUCCAUGAAAUUACUUUGAGCACAUAUUGUCUGAUAGUUUUAUUAAAUUAAAAUGUUUCUUUUCUAAUAUUGCAACAAUCAAAAAUAAUAUAUGAAUAAUUCGUUUUUUAGUCUCCAAUCCUGGCUAGCCUUCUUUCAAAAGGUAUCUACAGCUUUAUCGCGUUCGAGGUAGCAGCUGCGGCGGCAUCUUACGCAGGAUUCCGUGCUCUUCGCCGCAGUGAAAACUCGAGGAAGUACCUGUAUCAGAACUUUCCGUCACUUUCAAACACGUAUUACUGGGUUGAAGAUUCGAUAUCGUUCGGACAGCUGACGGUGAGCCUUAUUUACACAGUUUAUUUGGAUUCACCCGACAUUCCUUGAUAAAAUUCACGAUUUAGGGAACUCGCCUGCGUAUGAACGACCUACGGCGCUGGGCGGAAGUCAGCAAGGAAGCCGAGGCGUUCGAAACGGACUGAAAAUAACCUUUUUAAUCCGAAAAUGGUUUCUCGAUCGACAAUCCAGAGCCUGAUCCUGGGCAGCAGUUUGAUCCUGGCCCUCACUUGCAACUCCAUUCACGAUUACUACCAGAAGAACAAACCUCCGCCAGAUAUUCCAGUUCAAGCUUGGGAUAAGUAUGUCAAGUUGCAAAAGGCGUCUGGCAAAGAUGUAUAGUCGUUGUUUUUUUUUUGUUUUGUUUGCAUUUUUCGAAAGCAAUGAACAUUUCUAGGCUUUUCUGUUGGUUUUUUUCUUGUUGUGUAAAAUCGGUAUGAGAACCUCGGAUGUUUUUUUGAAGUUUUAAGAAAGAGAAAACUUAUUCAAAGAUAAAUUUCUUAGAAAUGUCACAAACCGGACCUUUCAUUAGAGUGCAGAGCGUGAGCGCGCCACUUAAGGGAUCAUUUCCUUUGGAUCAUGAUGGCUCCUGCAAACUGGAAAUGCUGAAGUAAGUUGUUUUACACUUUACUACGAUAAAAAAAUAGACAGAAUAAGUUCGUGAGAUAGGAAAGAUUAGAUAUUCAAAGUGUCUUGUGGAGUUUUUGAAGCGCAAAAGGGUUCUUCGCGAGGGUUCUAAUCUUCAUGAUCUUCAUUAAAAUCAGUUCAUGCUUAUUCAAAAACGUCGACAAAACCAUGAUAUAGCUUUGAAGAUACAGAACAAUGGAAAUUUCUCCCGGCUCCGUCCUGCGCCUUUAAAUUAUCUCAAUAAAAGUUUCCCGUCUAGAUACAUGUGCUGCCUUCACGAAAAAGGCCAGAAGAACAGCGAAUGCCGAGAAUUGGCCAAGUCCUACUUUUCCUGCCGGAUGGACAACAACUUGAUGAGUCGCGACGAUUGGUCAAAAUUAGGCUACGACGGGUAG